Molecule: messenger RNA, 1727 nt
Organism: Rhodamnia argentea
Lineage: Eukaryota; Viridiplantae; Streptophyta; Magnoliopsida; Myrtales; Myrtaceae
Product: MLO-like protein 15
Exons: 15
Coding region: 195-1727 (510 amino acids)
Biological process (GO): defense response
Cellular component (GO): membrane
Source: RefSeq, a predicted model, not a curated record
CCUCCUGUUCCUCCCGCUGUUGGCUUCGCCGCCGCGCUCACACGCCACGACGGCCUCUCUGAUCUUGUCCACCACCUUCAUCUCCCCCCUCCCUCAAUGCAGGAAACGGACGAGAAGAACGCGAUUUUCUCAGAGGCGGUCACGCAACACCGACACCGUUGGGAGAGAGAGAGAGAGAGAGAGAGAGAGAGAGAAUGGCGGAUGCCGGAGGAGGCGAGACAUCGUUAGAGUUCACGCCGUCGUGGGUGGUGGCUCUAGUGUGCUUCAGCAUCGUGUUGAUUUCUAUUGUCGUUGAUAGAUUUCUUCUUUGCAUCGGCAAGCUUCUGGAGAAGUACAAAAUGUGGGCUUUCGUCGGCGCCUUACGGAAGAUAAAAGAAGAGUUGAUGGUACUGGGUUUCAUAUCGCUGCUCUUAGCGGUGUUCCAAAAUAGAAUAGGGAAGAUUUGCAUCUCGGAGCGACUCGCCAACGUCUGGCUUCCUUGCAAGAAGACGGACUCUUCUUCUACCGUCACCAGUUUCACCCCUAGUCCCUUUGCUUCCAGCGGAACACAAGGACGCCGCCUCCUUGCCGAAGCUUCUGCUGCCACUGAUUACUGCAGUCAAAAGGGGAAGGUGGCAUUGUUGUCUGUCGAAGCCCUCCAUCACCUGGACAUCUUCAUAUUUGUGCUAGCUACCAUUCAUGUGGUCCUCUGUGCGCUUAAAGUCCUCCUAGGAUAUCUCAAGAUACGUCAAUGGAACAAGCUGGAGGAACAUAAUGUAGGGAGCACACAUUAUUCUAAGCUGCGAAACGAAAUAUUCGAGAACAAGCUGGAGAAUUAUCGUAGCAACAGAGUUCAAUGCUUUUUCGCCGAAUUUGGCAACAAAACAGCCGUGCACGGCUGGGUGAUGUCGUUUUUCAAGCAGUUUUAUCCUUCUGUGACCGAGUUUGAGUACAUCGCUCUUCGUCUGAACUUCAUCGAGGCACAUGAUUUGAACAAUCCAAAGGAAGAUUUUCAGAAGUACAUAAUCGAGGCCGUGCAAAAGGACUUUGAGAAAAUGGUUGGAAUCAGCUGGUACUUGUGGUUAUGCGCAGUGAUCUUUUUGCUCGUGAACGUAGCUGGAUGGCACGCCUACUUUUGGAUAUCUUUCAUUCCGUUGACUGUUCUGCUCAUCGUCGGCACCAAAUUGGAGCACAUGAUCACGCAACUAGCAAAACAGGUUGCUGAAAAUCAUUCACCAAAUGAGACUGGCAAGAGUAGAAAGGAGCUGGCUGUUGGAUUCUCAAAAGACAAUUUCUGGUUCCGCAGCCCUCGUCUCUUCCGCAUUUUGAUUCACAUCGUGCUGUUCGAGAACUCUCUGGAGAUCGCUUUCUUCUUCUUUAUAUUGUUCCAAUAUGAUUUUCACUCCUGCGUUAUGGGAAAAGUUGGUUUCGUUGUCCCCAGAAUAGCAAUAGGUGCGUUCGUCCAGUUCAUGUGCAUCUACAGAACAAUACCGCUAUACGCCAUUAUGAAAUCACAGAUGGAUCAGAACGAGAACCAAACGGGCAAAGAGGCGGAGAUGUGGAUCGUGACUAUGAGUUCGAAGAUGAUCGAUAAAAUAAUCGACAAAGUAAAGGAGACGAGAUUGAAAAAGGUGGCCGAAAGAGUCGAAUCGAGCCAAACGGGUUCGAGCGAGGGAUCUAUCGGAGUUAAGACGGCAGGAUCCGAUGACAUGAAUUCGACAGCAGACAUUGAAGCACCGAACAGAUGA